Thrips palmi is the source of this 4301-nucleotide messenger RNA. It is a transcript of the gene GluRIB, whose product is annotated as glutamate receptor 1. Gene Ontology annotation, cellular component: postsynaptic membrane; plasma membrane. Bases 63 to 2921 code for a protein of 952 amino acids. Gene Ontology annotation, molecular function: glutamate-gated receptor activity; transmitter-gated monoatomic ion channel activity involved in regulation of postsynaptic membrane potential. The record is from RefSeq and is a predicted model, not a curated record. NCBI's taxonomy places the organism in Eukaryota, Metazoa, Arthropoda, Insecta, Thysanoptera, Thripidae. The transcript has 20 exons. Gene Ontology annotation, biological process: synaptic transmission, glutamatergic; monoatomic ion transport; modulation of chemical synaptic transmission.
CAGUGUGUGCGUGGGUGUGAGUGCGUCUGUGUGAGUGGCCUGGACCGAGCGUCGCCGCCACGAUGCUGCGGGCACUCCCCCGCCGCCGGCACGCCCCGGACGCGCCUUCCCUCCUGCUUGGACUUCUGCUGCUGGGAGUCGCCGGCAGCCUGGCGCAGUUCGCCUCCGCGGAGGCCGACGUCAACCUGCCACUAGGGGCCAUUUUCGACCAGGGCACGGACGAGAUCCGGCUGGCCUUCGAGUUCGCCAUGCUGAACCACAACCACAACGUGACGGGCCGCCGCUACGAGCUGGAGGCCUUCGUGGACGUCAUCAACACGGCGGACGCCUUCAAGCUGUCCAAGCUCAUCUGCAGCCAGUUCUCGAGAGGGGUCUUCGCCAUGCUGGGCGCCGUGUCGCCGGACUCCUUCGACACGCUGCACUCGUACUCCAACAUCUUCCAGAUGCCGUUCGUGACGCCGUGGUUUCCGGAAAAGGUCCUGACGCCGUCCUCGGGCUCGCUGGACUACGCCAUCAGCAUGAGGCCCGAGUACCACCAGGCCAUCAUCGACGUCGUCAAGUUCUACGGCUGGAAGCACAUCAUCUAUAUGUACGACUCUCACGACGGCCUGCUGCGGCUGCAGCAAAUCUACCAGAGCCUCAAGCCGGGCCCCCACGGCUUCCAGGUGGAGAUGGUCAAGAGGGUGACCAACGCGUCCGAGGCCAUCGAGUUCCUGCACAGCCUGGAGAACUCCAGCAAGUCGGCGCGGUGGACGCACAAGUACAUCGUGCUGGACUGCACCACGGAGAUGGCCAAGGAGAUCGUGGUGGCGCACGCGCGCGACGUGCAGCUGGGCAAGCGGAUCUACCACUACCUGCUGAGUGGGCUGAUCAUGGACGACCGGUGGGAGACUGACGUGCUGGAGUACGAGGCCAUGAACAUCACGGGCUUCCGCAUCGUGGACACGGCCAAGAAGCACGUCCGCGAGUUCAUGGAGGGCUGGAAGCAGCACGUGGCGGGGCUGGCCGCCGCGCCCAACGCCCGCUACAACCCCACCACCAUCUCGGCCCACGCCGCACUCAUGUACGACGCGGUGUUCGUGCUGGUGGAGGCCCUCAACAAGCUGCUCAAGAAGAAGCAGGAGCUGCUGAAGCCGCCGCUGCGGCGCGGCGCGGGCGCCAACGGUGCCUCCAACAGCAGCAGGUGGCCGGACUGCAACGCCUCGCUCACGUGGGAGCACGGCGACAAGAUCUCCCGCAACCUGCGCAAGGUGGAGCUGGAGGGGCUGACGGGGGACAUCCGGUUCAACGAGGCGGGCCGCAGGGUCAACUACACGCUGCACGUCGUGGAGAUGGCCAUCAACAGCAACAUCGUCAAGGUGGCGGAGUGGAGCGACAACAAGGGGCUGGUGCCCCUGGCCCCCAAGUACCUGCACCACUCCAAGCCGGACAUCCUCAAGAACAAGACUUACAUCGUGACGAGCAUCAUGGAGGCGCCGUACCUCAUGUACAAGGACCCCAAGCGGCCCGAGGAGGGCUACGAAGGCUUCUGCAAGGACCUCGCCGACCUCGUCGCCAAAAAGCUAGGCAUCACCUACAAACUGGUGCGCGUGAAGGACGGCAAGUACGGCCACGUGAACCCGGACUCGCCCAAAGGCUGGGACGGCAUGGUGGGCGAGCUGAUCCGAGAGGAGGCGGACAUGGCCAUCGCGCCGCUGACCAUCACGUCGGAGCGGGAGCGCGUGGUGGACUUCAGCAAGCCCUUCCUGUCGCUCGGCAUCUCCAUCAUGAUCAAGAAGCCCAUCAAGCAGAAGCCCAGCGUGCUCACCUUCCUCUCGCCCCUCUCCAAGGAGAUCUGGGUCUGCGUCAUCUUCUCCUACAUCGGCGUCAGCAUCGUGCUCUUCAUCGUGUCCAGGUUCUCGCCUUACGAGUGGCGCCUGCUCCAGUGGGGCGACGAGCCCAACACGGGCGCGCACCGCGGCCCCGGCCCCGCCCCCGCCCCGGUGGUGGCCAACGACUUCAGCAUCCUCAACUCGCUGUGGUUCGCGCUGGGGGCCUUCAUGCAGCAGGGCAGCGACAUAUCGCCGAGGUCCAUCUCGGGGCGCAUCGUGGGCAGCGUGUGGUGGUUCUUCACGCUGAUCCUCAUCUCGUCGUACACGGCCAACCUGGCCGCCUUCCUCACGGUGGAGCGCAUGGUGACGCCCAUCAACACGGCCGAGGACCUGGCGGCGCAGACGGACGUCGCGUACGGCACGCUCGUCAACGGCUCCACCUACGACUUCUUCCAGCGGGCCAAGAUGACGGUGUACAAGCGCAUGUGGGAGUACAUGGACUCGCACAAGGAGGUGUUCGUCAACUCGUACGACGAGGGCAUCGAGCGCGUGCGCAAGCGGCGCGGCAAGUACGCACUGCUGCUCGAGUCCCCCAAGAACGAGUACACCAACGAGCGGCAGCCCUGCGACACCAUGAAGGUGGGGCCCAACCUCGACACCAAGGGCUUCGGCAUCGCCACGCCGCCCAAGUCGUCCCUCAGGGAGCAGUUGAACCUGUACGUGCUGGAGCUCGGCGAGAACGGCGAGCUCACGAGGUUACAGAACAAGUGGUGGUACGACCGCACGGAGUGCAGGCACCUGGACAAGCAGGACCACACGAACGAGCUGUCGCUGAGCAACAUCGCGGGUGUCUUCUACAUCCUCAUCGGCGGCCUCAUCGUGGCGCUGGCCGUCGCGCUCAUAGAGUUCUUCUACAAGUCGCACUCCGAGGCCACCAGGGCGAAGAUCCCGCUCUCGGACGCCAUGAAGGCGAAGGCGCGGCUCACCAUGGCCGGCCCGCGGGACUUCGACAACGGCCGGGUAAGUACGUACUACAGCCCGGCCGGGCAGAUGUCGGUGCCGGACUGCUCCGGCGACCAGGUGCACGGCAACACGCACACGCAAGUCUGAUGGUGGCCCGAGGGCGUCCACUCCCGGCACGGCAUCCUCGCCACCAACGCCGCCGAGCCCUGCCGCCACGGGGAGGACGACUCCUAGACCCACCCCGUCAGUGUGUGUGCGGCGGCCGCUGGACUCCUGCUGGACUCCUGCUGGACUGCGAGGCAGAGUGUGGACGCCUUCGUGAACGCGUUCGGGACAGGCUCUCCAAGUUCUGGGGACUGCCUGCCGAUCACGGGCGAAAGGCAAAAGAGGACGAUUUCGCCUCCCUCAGCGCCUUUGGGCGUCUCCGCCGACGUGGCGCUGGGCGCCAUGUUGGACGUCCUGGUGAGGCGCGUGUGAGGGAGGGUGACUGUGUGACGCCCCGUGUGCCCGUCCAAGUACCGCGCAAGACUGUGAGUGUGUGUGUGUGUGUUAGCACGGCGCCGCGCUCAGAGACAGAAGAGAGAAAAAAGAAAAUAGUCUAUAUAAAUUUAUUACUGGAAAUGAGAGAUAUUUAUUUGCUGUUUGUGUUGUUGUUUUUCGUGUUUGCUGGCAAAGGACUAUAUUACUGUGUGUGCGACUCGCCGCCGCUGGGCUGCGCGGCCCGUUCCUGGCUGGCACUGUGGUGGCGCGGCAGCAGCCUGCUAGCAGGCAGCGCGGCUGGCAAGGUCGGACAAGGUCGGAACGGAGCGGUUGGGUGCAUUCGCACGGCCCCGGUGCAGCAACGUGAGCAACGUGCAGCACCCCGGGGAACACGGCACGGCCGGGCCGGUCCCUCGACUUGCCCGUGACUUAUCAUAAUGUCUAACCGGUGAGCUUGGCCUCGUCAGGACUUUUGAGAGGGCAUUCCCUGGAGUGUUCGCGCCCAAAGUUCGCGCCGCUUUCUGCGAAGGGCCAAAGUCGAUGAGGCACUGUUAUGAAAUGAGUUGUUAAUCUAGCAGGCCGUCCCGUCAACAUUAUUGGGACGCGAAGAAUGGGGCGAUUAAAAUUAUGUUGACAUGACCUUUUAAGUAAAAAGAGAGUUUUUUUAAGAAAUGAGAAAAAAUGGCAAAAACAGUGCUUUUUGUGUUGUACUUAAGUUGCUAUAAGAAAGGUCCCCUUGAUGUAAUUUUAUCGCAUCUAUUCUGUAUGGGAAAUAUUUUGGUUGUUUGGUUUGAAGUAAUGAAAUAUAAUGAAACAAAGUUCAGGUUGCAGUUGUUAGAUUCUGUUUUAAUGUUACGUUUUCUAGCAAGGUGAGGUGUAGUGAACUGGAAAUCUGUGAGUUUGUAUUUGUUUGAGUGUGCAUGUGUGUUUUUAGCCUCCCAGAAUGCCAAAGUGAGCAUUUCUUUUGUGUGAAAGGUUUUGUUAAUAUUUUUUACUUGUUGGGGAACACUUUGAAGAUUUUUUUUUACACUGUGAAAGCAUGGGAUG